CCUGCAGGUCGACGUGCUUUGACAAUGCUCGGGCAUUUCCUCCUCAGGAAUCCGGAGUGAAAUACGGGCCUGUCAGGACAGACUGGUGUGAAAACGCCAGGAGUUGUUUUAGCAGAAACAGAGUAACCAGCAAAUGGGUCCCAAAAAGCUCCAUAUCCGUGUGAUCAAUAACCAAUUUAUAUUUAUUUAAAUGUAUUUCAAAGCUUGGUCCUUCAGUGUGUUUCUGGUAACUCAAACUAUGUUCUUUGUUAAACGACCUCUUUGUUUAUUUUUCAUGUUUCAGGAAGUCACAGAUGUUCAACAUUUUAAUACAGUUUGGACCCAUAAUGUCAAACUGCCACGUCCGUCCUCUCCUGGUCUGGAUGCUGUUCUGGACUUCAAUGCUCCCGACGGUUUCAAAUCAAGCGAAAAAGCCGAAUUUCAUCAUCAUCCUGGCGGAUGACAUCGGCUGGGGCGACCUGGACGCCAACCAGCCUGAGAGGAAGUCAAACAACACUCCGAAUCUGAACCUAAUGGCUGAGCAGGGGCUGAGGUUGACAGACUUUCACUCCCCGGCCUCGACGUGCUCUCCGUCCCGCGCCGCCAUCCUGACAGGCCGCUACGGCCUACGAAACGGGGUGACCCACAACUUUGCGGUGGAGUCUGUGGCGGGACUUCCUCUGUCUGAAGUCACCUUCCCCCAGCUGCUCCAGAAGGAAGGUUACUACACCGCCAUGAUCGGGAAGUGGCACCUGGGACACAACGGUCCACACAGCCCGACCAACAGAGGUUUCGACUACUACCUGGGCAUUCCUUACAGUAACGACAUGGGAUGUACCGAUAAACCAGGAUAUAAUCUACCCAAAUGUCCUCCUUGUGAAUCCGCUGGAUCUCAGUCGAUCAGUCUACAUGGAGGCUGUUAUUCCAAGCUGGGUCUUCCUCUGAUUGAGAACAGCAGUAUCGUGGAGCAACCUCUUGACCUGUGGAGCCUCACUGAUCAAUACGAGUCUGCUGCACUGAAGAUUAUACACAACACAAGUGCACGAGGACAGCCGUUCCUCCUCUACAUGGCUCUGGCUCACAUGCACGUCCCCCUGGCUCCUGCAGGAGCCGCCAGCGAAGGAGUCUACGCUGCCAGCCUCAAAGAAAUGGACUCUCUGGUCGGGACGAUAAAAAGCGCCUCUGAUGACACGGAGAAGAACAACACUCUCAUUUGGUUCACAGGAGACAACGGACCGUGGGAGCAGAAGUGCCAGUAUGCAGGAAGCGUCGGGCCUUUCACAGGAAAAUGGCAGACCAACAAAGGUGGCGGUUCUGCGAAGCGGACCACGUGGGAAGGAGGCCACAGGGUUCCCGCGGUGGCGUACUGGCCCGGCAGGAUCCCUGCAAACGCCAGCAGCUCGGCCCUGCUGAGUGGCAUGGACAUCUUCCCGACUCUUCUCUCCUUGGCGGGAAUAAACCCCCCAACAGACAGGGGCUACGAUGGUAUGGACGCCACCAGCGUCCUCUUGCGUCAGGAGCACGUGGGUCACGAGUUUCUCUUUCACCCCAACAGUGGCGCUGCGGGGCGGUUUGGGGACCUGCAGGCGGUUCGAGCUGGGAAAUACAAAGCCUUCUACAUCACAGGUGGAGCAGAGGCUUGUGGGGGAGCAACGGGACGCCCGCAGCUCCACGAUCCGCCGCUGAUAUUUGAUUUGGAGCGAGACGCGGCGGAGGAAACGCCCCUGGAGGUCCACACACCUGAAUACCAGACAGUGGCACAGAGAAUCGCUCGCAAGAGGGAGGAGCUAUUGUGGGACAUCGCCACGGACGAGUCUGUGUCCACAGCCGACUACAGAAAGGAGGAAUCGGCGGCACCGUGCUGCGAUCAAAGGCAGGCCGUUUGCCGGUGCAAAACCCUGGACUGAGGCGGGGAAGACACAAGAAUUUAGCAUGGAUGUACCUUCAGAAACCAUGAGAAAAUCCAAGAUAAUAGUAUUUUGUUGGUAUCCCGGAAGUUUAAAGUCCCCUCCAAGUAUAUAUUGUCUUCUAUUGUAAAUUUGUGCUCUUUUAAAGGGUUACCAAACCCUAAAUCAACUUUUUUUGGUCUAUAAAUGAGGCUUUAAAAGUUCUGUCACAGUCAUUUCCACAUUUUUGAUUAAUUAAAAUAAAGUUUUUUAAUUUU
Oryzias melastigma (Indian medaka) is the source of this 2143-nucleotide messenger RNA. Its product is annotated as arylsulfatase G. Lineage: Eukaryota; Metazoa; Chordata; Actinopteri; Beloniformes; Adrianichthyidae. The coding region runs from base 294 to 1886 and encodes 530 amino acids. Gene Ontology annotation, molecular function: arylsulfatase activity. The record is from RefSeq and is a predicted model, not a curated record. The transcript has 11 exons.